Entrophospora candida is the source of this 813-nucleotide messenger RNA. Lineage: Eukaryota; Fungi; Glomeromycota; Glomeromycetes; Entrophosporales; Entrophosporaceae. The record is from the annotation of a GenBank genome assembly.
AUGGAAUCAGAUACACAAAAUCCACUUGAACUCUUUCGUGAAUAUAAUUUACACAAAAAAUCUAUUCAACUUCUUGAUUCAAACCAUAAUCCAGUUACCAAUAUUAAAGAUGCCGCUUUUAUACAAUUUGAUCAAAAUGUUUUUCCGAAAGAUAUGACUACAACCUUUAUGAAUUUUGCCUCAGCAGAAUAUUAUAAACUUGAUAUCCUUUAUCAUGGCCUGAUCACUAAAAAAUAUCAAUUUGACAAGUACAAUGAAGACAUAUCCAGCAUUCAACUUUCAGGUCGUUUAACUUACAUUGACCGUCAGAAAUGGGUAAACUAUUUAAAUGGUCACUCUGCCUCUUUAAAUGAUAAAGAUAUGCGUAGAGAAUCUCAUUCAAGACAUGCUGAAAAACGUCGAAUUACUGAUGACGGAGAAAAAUCUAACAGAAGAAAAAAACAAAAAAACAUAUCGAAAGAUUCGGAUUGGUUUGACCAAACUUUUAAACCUGCUACAUAUGAUAUGAUGUAUUCUUACUCUUCCUCUGACAGCGAUUCAGAAUAUUAUGAGGAAGACGAAAUAAUUGAUUUGGAAGAAGAAUCUGGUGUAGCUAAUGAAGAAUCUGCUGCAAUAAUCUUUUUAAAAGGAAAAAGUCACGAUAUAAGUUUACAUGACAAUAGAAAUUCACAUUCUAUUCCUAGAGCAGCAAAUCGUUCUAUGCAAAAAUCCUUUGAUAAAAACUUAUUGGUCCCAUUGAUACUUGUUCCAUCUGCUCCCAGUUCUUUUAUAAAUAUGUUUAAUGUAAAAGAUUUACUUCAGGAUGUAAGGUAG